Molecule: messenger RNA, 1173 nt
Organism: Cicer arietinum (chickpea)
Lineage: Eukaryota; Viridiplantae; Streptophyta; Magnoliopsida; Fabales; Fabaceae
Source: RefSeq, a predicted model, not a curated record
AUGGCUCAAACCAAACAAUCAGCGCGCAAAAAUGCCUCUCCCUGCACACCACCCUCUUCAUCUUCUUCAUACGAAUCUGUUGAGUGUUCACCCUCUCCACCACCUCGACCAACACCACCACACACCUCCUCCGCCUCUCCUCCUUCUAACACCAGUCAAGAAAUCCUCAAUCUCAUCCCUCUGUCUACUUUUCUUCCAUCAUUGUAUACUCGCCCCACACCAAACUUUGCUCAAGUGCCUCCGCAUUUACGCACUCAAAACACUCAUCCUCUACGCUCCAUGCGAGUUCAAUCUGGAAUUGGAACUUCAAAACCAUUGAACCCUAAACCUCAUUAUUUCAUCAUCUCAGAUUCUAAGAGUGAUGAUUCCUCUGAUUCAUGUUCCCCAUCAGCAAAACCACUAACACAACCUGAGCCAUCAACAAACACACUAAUAAAAACUACGCCAUUAGCAACAACACCACCACCACAACAUCCAUCAUCAACUUCAGCACAAGCACCAUCAAACACUAAACCUUCCACCCCUUCAAAAUCUACUUUAUCCUUUGAACUCUCGCAAUCAACUCCUCCACAUCAAAAACGGAGAUCAAUCAAUGACAUUGUUACCCCUCCUACCAAACAAAAUGAACCCCUCUCUCAACCCAAACCACAAACUAAAAUCAUGAAAACAAAAAUCACAAUGAGCAUCGCUCAAUACCUUGCUCAAUCCUCUCCUCAUCCACAACCUUCCCCACAAACACACACCAAACAUUCUCCAUCUCCUCAGUCCUCUUCUCCUUCCACAUCAUCUGCCUCUGAAUCGUCUCCUCCCUCUAAGAAACCCAAACAGACUACUCCUCCUCUGAUUUCCCCUGAAAAAUCUAAACUUUUCAAAGAAAAAUGGGCUCAACGCCCAGUUGAGAUUGGACGAGUUUUUGUUUUUGACAAUCUCGUUGUUGACGACAAUGUUGUUCAACAUCACACUGAUGCUCUUGGAUGGACAUCCUUCUUAAAAAUAUCGGAAUCUUAUUACCCAGAUGUUGUUCGUGCAUUUUAUUGUAAUGCCAAGACAUUUGCUGACAAAUCUCUCAUCAUUUCUACGAUUAAGGGAGUGGAAAUCAAACUGACUCCAAAUAUUCUGGCCUCCAUUCUUCAGUUACCAAAAGAAGAUCCAUCUGUUUUUGGUGACCACUAG